GAAUUAGCUCAAGCAAGUGCCAGACUGACAGAUCUUGGGAAAUAUUUACCGAUGUCUCUGCAUUAUCUAUUAUUCUAAGAGCAAACUAUCUUGGGCUGAUCAUUCAAUUAUUGAUAAUACCUUUGUCAUGCUUUCUGUACACUAAAAACAUUUCAUUCCCAUAAGUCUUCGGCUUCCCCACAAGAUGUUUGGAGAGGUGUUCUCGUUCGUUUCAUCUUUUGGGGGUAUUGGAUCGGUAUAUUAAACAAAAUUUGAGGCUAGAAACUCAUGAUAUGAUUUCUGCUUAAUUUUUAGUAUUCAAUUUUAGAUUCAUCAUCUAAUCCAUCUCUACACAGAUCCACCUAUCCAUCCCCAGCUACACAAACAUACACACACACAAUGGCUCAAGUACCGAGUUCCUCUCAUCCCCAAGUCCCUCCCUUCGAACGGACAAAUAUGUCCCAACAAUCCUUCGUCACAGCACCCGAUAUCUCAGAGUCUAUGCAAGAUAUCUCAACACCCCAAAACUCAUCUCUCAAUCCCAACUUCACAGCCCAGGACCCCACAACAUCAGAAGAAUCCAACCCCCUCUUUCUCGCUCCUCCUCCCCAUCUUUCCUUCCGUCCACAAUCCUCCCGCUUUUCCGAAGACUUCUCCUCUUCCGAAUCCACCCACCACACUUCCCACCACAAUCUCCGCUCCAUGCUCUCAACCUUCAUUAAUCCCCACUCCAACCCGAACAAUCCAGACGACACGGAAUGGCAAGAAGAUAAAAGCGACACCACAGCAUUAACUCCCCAACCCAUCCAUUACCGCUCCAUGACCUGGCUCCACUGCUCCCUCAUCAUGAUCGCCGAAACCAUUUCCCUCGGAAUCCUCGCUCUCCCCUCGGUCCUGGGAACCGUCGGUCUGAUCCCCGGUCUCAUCCUCAUUCUCGGCAUGGGUGCUCUAGCCUGGUAUUCCGGACUCCUAAUCCAUCGAUUCCGCACCGCAUACCCAGCGAUUAUUUCCUGGGCCGAUGCAUGUUCGAUUCUUCUCGCUCCGCUCGGAAUGCCAAAUGUAGGAAGAGAAAUUGCGGGGGCGGCUCAAGUGUUGUUUCUGUUGUUUCUCAUGGCGAGCCAUAUCCUCACGUGGAUUAUUUGUUUGGAUACGUUAACUGGGGGGAGCGUGUGCAAUAUAGUCUGGGGAGUGGUGGGAAUGUGUGUUUUUUGGAUACUGGAUGUGCCGAGGACGUAUAGGGGGAUGAGUUGGUUGAGUAUUGUUUCAUUCGCAAGUAUCGCAACCGCAGUCAUCAUCACCAUGAUAUCCGUCGGCGUGCGAGCCCCCGCGGAAAAAACAUACUCCUUAUGGCCCCAAAAAGAUCUGACUCUUCGCGAAGCCUUUUUGAGCACCACUAAUGUAGUUUUUGCCUAUGCCGGCCACAUCGCCUUCUUCACCUUCAUCUCCGAGCUGCGCGCCCCGGCCGACUUCCCCAAAUCCCUCGCCACCCUCCAAAUCAUCGAAAUCUUCCUCUACCUCCUCUCCUCCAUCCUCAUCUACAUCUACACGGGGUCAUCCAUAUCCUCUCCCGCGCUCCUCUCCGCCGGGCCUCUCGUCUCCAGAAUCGCUUUCGGAAUCGCCAUUCCCACGAUCGUGAUCGCAGGCGUGAUCUUUGGGCAUGUCUGUGCCAAGUAUAUUUUUCUUCGGUUGUUUGCCGGGACGACACAUGCAGCAACGAGGACGAAGAGGGGAUUGGCAGCUUGGUUGGCGAUUACGGCGGGUGUGUGGGUCGUGGCUUGGAUUGUCGGGGAGAGUGUGCCUGGGUUUAAUGAGUUGUUGGGUUUGGUGAGUAGUUUGUUUGCGAGCUGGUUUACGUAUGGAUUGCCGGGGGUUAUGGGGUUGUGGUUACAGUGGGGGGGUGAGGAUAGGAGAGGGGGGAAAUGGUGGGGAAUGCUGCUGAUUAAUGGAUUGCUGGUGGGUGUGGGAGCGCUGCUUUGUGGGAUGGGAGUUUGGGCCAGUGGAGUGGGGAUUAAGGAGACGAGUGAGAAGGGGGGGAGCUGGAGUUGUGGAUGAGCUAGCUGAAGGGGAGGUAGAAUGGAAUGGUGAUAUAGAAAGAAAGGGAUUAGUUGGUGGUUGAAGGUUUAAUAUGCAAUGUUUGAUUUUCAAUCUGAUUCUAACUCUUUGAAUCCUUUCUCUCCGAAGUUCAUAUUCCUAGCGAUGUGGUGAAUUAAGGUGAUCAAUAUCAGUAAGUGGAGAUCUGAAGGCUGAAGCUAAUCUCUACGAGAGUAAAUUUAUAGAAUUUAGAUUUACAAGAAAUAUCAUUUUCCUUUCACACCACACACCAUACACCACACAUCCCAUAAUUCUCUACUCCUAAACUACA
Messenger RNA from Botrytis cinerea B05.10, 2341 nucleotides. RefSeq lists its product as hypothetical. Bases 379 to 2031 code for a protein of 550 amino acids. Gene Ontology annotation, biological process: amino acid transmembrane transport. The record is from RefSeq and is a predicted model, not a curated record. Gene Ontology annotation, molecular function: amino acid transmembrane transporter activity. Gene Ontology annotation, cellular component: vacuolar membrane. The transcript has 3 exons. Lineage: Eukaryota; Fungi; Ascomycota; Leotiomycetes; Helotiales; Sclerotiniaceae.